Messenger RNA from Nothobranchius furzeri (turquoise killifish), 6614 nucleotides. RefSeq names its product lysine (K)-specific demethylase 4A, genome duplicate a (gene kdm4aa). Lineage: Eukaryota; Metazoa; Chordata; Actinopteri; Cyprinodontiformes; Nothobranchiidae. Gene Ontology annotation, biological process: regulation of gene expression; chromatin remodeling. Gene Ontology annotation, molecular function: histone H3K36 demethylase activity; histone H3K9 demethylase activity. Gene Ontology annotation, cellular component: chromatin; nucleus. The record is from RefSeq and is a predicted model, not a curated record.
CUGUAGGAAUACCGAUGUAAACAAACACAAAUACACUCUGCGCAUGCGUUUCGGGAAUAAUGGAGGACAGUAUCUUUUCACCGUAGUGAUGAUGUCUGUUUCUGCUCUGUCUUUUACAAUCUGACGAAAACUCCUCAUUCUGCACUUCAGCGUUUAGCUGAUGUAGCUAAAGUCCCAAGAUGACCACAGACACGCCAGCCCAGAACCUGGGUCCUGGGGUGAUGACAUUCUCCCCCUCCAAAGAAGAAUUUAAGGACUUUGUCCAAUAUGUGGCCUACAUGGAGUCACAAGGAGCACACAGAGCUGGGAUGGCUAAAAUUAUUCCCCCUAAAGGCUGGAAACCCAGAAAGUCCUAUGACAACGUGGAUGACCUGGUGAUUCCUGCUCCAAUUCAGCAGGUGGUUACCGGUCAGUCGGGACUGUUCACACAGUACAACAUCCAGAAGAAGCCAAUGACUGUACACGAGUUUCGCAAGACCUCCAGCUUAGAAAAGUUUUGCAGUCCCAGAUAUGUGGAUUUCGAUGACCUUGAGAGAAAGUUUUGGAAGAACCUGACCAUUAAUCCUCCUCUUUAUGGUGCUGAUGUCAGUGGGACGCUGUAUGACCCAGAUGUGACAGAGUGGAACAUCAGUUGCCUUAACACCAUCCUGGAUACUGUGGAGAACGAAAGUGGCGUCAAGAUUAAAGGAGUCAACACGCCGUACCUCUACUUUGGGAUGUGGAAGAGUGCUUUUGCCUGGCACACAGAGGAUAUGGAUCUGUAUAGCAUUAACUACUUACACUAUGGAGAGCCUAAGUCAUGGUAUGUUGUUCCUCCCGAGCACGGGAAAAGGCUGGAGCGGCUUGCUAAAGGUUUUUUUCCAGGAAAUGCCCAGAACUGUGAAGCGUUCUUACGCCACAAGAUGACUUUAAUUUCACCGUCAAUUCUGAAGAAAUUCAGUGUACCAUUUCAAAAGGUCACCCAGGAGGCCGGGCAGUUCAUCAUAACGUUCCCGUUUGCCUAUCAUGCCGGUUUCAACCAUGGCUUCAACUGUGCUGAAUCCACCAAUUUUGCCACACAUCGUUGGAUCGAUUAUGGAAAACAGGCAUCACUGUGCUCAUGUCGUCAGGACAUGGUGAGGAUAUCCAUGGAUGUGUUUGUGCGCAAGUUUCAGCCUGACCGUUACAAAUUGUGGAAAGCAGGGAAGGACAACAGUCCCAUCAACCACUCAAAGCCCACUUCAGAGGCUUCUGAGUUCCUCAUAAAAGAUGGGAGGAAGCUUUCUAAAGAGAUUCCUGCUGAAACUUCAUCUGAGGAGCCGGCUGUGCCAAUCCAGGAAGACAUAAGUCCCAACUCCGGGACAGAGUGUCGGCGUCGAGUUUUCAAGUCCUCAGAAGAAGUCCAGUCAGAUGUGAAGGAGACGGAGGAGGUGGAGUUGAAGAAGGCCACGCUGACGAGCAAAGAGUCUUCUACAAAAUCUACUGACAAGCAAGACACAGCCAGACCCAAGGAAGAAUCUCCAAAGGAGCAGGACACUAAGUCACAGUCCCAAUCUCAGUCUAAGGCCACCAACAAGAAGAGAAGACAGAGCAAUUCCAAAAAAGAGAAGAAUGUCUCUGCAGCUGCAGACACCAGUCCCCUGGAGCCUGUCGAGAGAACGGUGGUGGUUCUGAGUUCCGAGGAGCCAGGAGUUCGCGUGGAUCCUCCUGUGGAAGCCAAGGGUGGCCCAAUGCAAAACGUAUUCCAGAGGACACUGAGCCCUGCCGAUGUCCUUCAUGUCCAUAGCUAUGCCAAAGGAGACUAUGGAGAAGACGUCCCACCAAAGGAGGAGGAGAAGAGCGGAGGCGGUGACAGUGAGAAGGAGAAGGAUAUUAAGUGUGUCAGCAAAGUUCAGGUCACAGAAGCAUUAGCUGCUGAAGGAGAGCCUGAGAGGGAACUGAUGCAGUUGACAGACCACAGCCCUCUCAUGGAGGAUGGAACAAGUGUCAAAGAGGCUCUGGAGGAGCUUCCCCCAGUGGAGGAGGGGGGGUUGGAAGUGGAAAACUGGGCUAAGCCUCUGGCACACCUUUGGAACAGCAGACCUCCCAAUCUUAAAAAGGAGAAGGAGUACAAUCAACGUAUGGGCUCCAAACCUCCUUACUGCUCCAUCUGCAUGCUGUUCCACACAUACCAGCAGACGAAGUACGUGAACAGCGUGGGCAGUCCUGUGGUGUUGGCUGGCGGGUGGAUGAGGACCAAGCCUCUGAUUCCAGAAUCGUGCUUCACCACCACCACAGAAGAGGACGCUGAAUGUGAAGAGCAACCGAUCAAACCCUAUCUGGAGGACGAUGGAAGCAGCCUCCUCAUCAGCUGCUCACAGUGCAGUGUUUGGGUCCACAUCAGCUGCUAUGGUGUGGAUCCAGCCAGUGUGAGCAAGGAGUGGAAGUGUUCCCGCUGUAAGGCCAACGCCAUGACUGAGACCUGCUGCCUGUGUUCUCUAAGGGGUGGAGCCUUGCAUAAAACAACCAAUGACAAGUGGGUACACGUGCUGUGUGCAGUGGCUGUACUGGAGGCGCGGUUUGUUAACAUCACUAAAAGGAGUCCUGUGGAUCUGAGUGGAAUUCCUCUGCAGAGAUUUAAAUUGAAAUGUUACUAUUGUAAAAAGCGGAUGAAGAAGGCCUCUGGCUGCUGUGUGCAGUGCUCUCACGGCCGCUGCCCCACUGCCUAUCACCCCACCUGCGCCCAGGCUGCUGGAGUGCUGAUGCAGCCAGACGAGUGGCCCUUUGUCGUCCAUGUCACCUGCUGUCGACACAAAGGCCCCACUCAGACUGAGCGUAAUAAAGCAGCCAUGCAUGAGCUGACUGUGGGACAGAAAGUCAUAUGCAAGCACAAGAACGGCCGCUACUAUCAGUGUGAUGUGGUGCAGCUGUCUAAAGAGACCUUCUAUGAAGUGAACUUUGACGAUGGGUCCUUCAGUGAUAACCUUUUCCCAGAAGACAUUGUGAGUCGGGACUGCACCCAGCUCGGACCUCCUCCCCAGGGAGACGAGGUUCAGGUGCGGUGGACAGACGGACUGGUGUAUGGGGCCAAAUUUGUAGCAGCUCAUGUUAUUCAGAUGUACCUGGUGGAAUUUGAAGAUGGGUCACAGCUAACUACCAAGAGAGAUGAUGUCUACACUCUGGAUGAAGAACUCCCCAAGAGAGUCAAAUCCAGACUGUCCAAAGCGUCAGACAUGAGAUUUGAUGGGAUUUUUGAAGAAAACGAGAUUAUCCAGGAGUCUAAGAGACAAAGAGUGAUCAACUCGCGUUACAGGGGGGAUUACAUUGAGCCUGUGAUUUACAGAGCCAUCAUGGAGUGAACACUCUGUCUCCGCACUAGCAGCACUGAUAGACUGAACUGUGCUACAGCACCUUAACUGAGCAGCCAGCCUCAGAGUGUAGCGCCACAGGACUUCUUAAAGGAACAGCAGUGGGCUCUUCUCCUUUUUACUUUCACACGUCUCUCCAUCAAAAGGAGUCCAUUAGCCUUUCUUUUUGUUUUGUCGGUAAAACAUUUUCUAUGUAGUUUGCUUCAAAUGACUCAGCAGAAUUUAUGGUAGCCGACUCCCAGCCCCCUCAGCGCCCCCAUCCUCUAAAAGGAUGCACUGGUCCAGGUGAAACGUUGCCUGUCACCAUGGAGAUCAGCAUCAGCUGCCCCGUGACCCUGAACAGGAACCGGAGGAUGAAGAAGGUGGUAGAGUGGAUGGAUGGAAUCGACUGAACUAUAUUCUCCGGUUGUCUGAAACCAGUGUCUCUUCACUAAACAUUUCCAGAUCUUAGCCUAACUUUAAAUAAUUGAUCAGCUUUAUUUUAGCUGCAUUGCUCCAGGUGUUUUGCUGCUGAUCUCUGAUACCUAAAUUGAAGUUUCCCCCCCUAUCUUUAAUUCAGACCUAAGUUUUAUGUUGCUGUUUUUAGCAAAGGUGUUGGGUUUGGUUAUAGACUCUGUCAGCCAUGCAUCUAACAUUGUUUACCUGUGUUUUUAUAUUGUCAUGAAGGAACAUGCUUAGUUUCAUAUUUAUUCAGCUGCAGAAAUCCUCAGCCUCUCUGAACAGAAUGAAACAUCUGGUUCCACAAGAGUUUUCUCAUAUGACUUUAAUUAUUCACAUUGUGUGUGCAUGCAUGCGUGAGUGUGCGAGAGAGAUAAAGAGGAGGCAAUGCUCCAUUCGUGAUUAGCUCAGUUAGCACAUCCAACAUGUUCCAGGAGAGAAAAAGGCAGAAAAGCUAAAAUGAUACAACCGAGCUCCGUCUCUGUGGCUCAGUGGGCCUUCCGUUUAUCGGCUGACGUUUGCCUGCCUCUCUCUCGGUGUGUUGCACUUACUUUACCUCUCAGUUGUUUUUCCUUUUAAAAUCAAACAUGUUAAAUAGCUUCCAUGUUAACCACCGCCAGCAAUAACAUUUUUCUCAAACAAGCUGAGCGAGCAGACGGCCACUCUAGCUGCACAUUAACACGAAAACACAUGUUUAUAUGUAUGAAACCUGAUUUAUGUAAACAUCUGGCUGCUGGCCUUGACCCAGAAUAGUCCAGCAUUAAUGUUGGAUUGGAGUGCGUCCAACUGUUCUGUCCUAUUUUUAGAUAAAGCUUGGCCUGUAAUAAAGUAUAUUGUUAAUGUAGUUUUAGAUUUUGCUAAAUGUUUAUAUGAUUUUUUCGUGUCCGACAUUUUAUUCUUGUCCAUUUUCUUCCUCUGCACUCUUGUAAGUUAUUUUUGGAGACCAGUUUAGUUGAACUCAUUCCAGCAUUAAGUGGAAUAUUGAAGUUUCUUGUUUGUUUUUUCUUUAAACAAAGGAGCGAUCCAGUUGGAUCCAGUGAAUAUUUUAAACAUUUUGCCUGAACAUGAUGUGUUACUUCAGUCAAAUCUUCUAAUUUGGUUAAAAAAAACAGAGUUUUCUGUAAAAGUGUUGGGUUGGAUGUGCUUUAGAGAACAAAAACAAGGAUAUUUUGUUGAUUUGGUGUCUUUAAGUUUACCCUGUGAAGCACGCGCGCACACAUGUGUAUGCUGCCUGAUAAAUCAGGCUUCAGAGCUGAUUUGUAGUUUUUUUCUUUAAUAGUUCUGUACAGAUUCUGGAUGCUAAAUUAGAAAAACCUUCCAGAACAUAAAAAUGCUUCCCAGAAACAUUUAUCAUUGUGCUGAUGCUGAUGAAGCUCCGUUUGUUGGAUUGUUGAUGCUCAGAAGGACACUAAGAUAAAUAAAGGAAGACAUCUGUAGGGAGCUACCAGCCUCCGAUUGUCUCUUGUUUUGUGUAAAUUAAAAAAUGAAAACACUGGCAGCUAUUUUUCUAAACAAAGCAACUGGUAGAUUUUUUUUUACACUGCAAUUUUUCUUCUGUAACGCAGCUUCGGUACCUGAGGAUCUGUGCUUUAUCUAACCAGGAUGUUUUUGUUACCUUUAAAAUGUAUUCGUUUUUCAAGCCGUUUUAAAUGUUUUCCCAGUUUUUAUGUAAAAAGGGGUCAUUUUUAGCAAUUACUGAAAAACAGCAGAAACGUUUAGAUUUAAUUGAACCAUGAAUGAGAUGAGAAAACUCCGCGGACAUUCUGCCUUUUCCUAACUUAAAUGCAGCAGUAAAGAGUUAUUUGUGAGGAUGGCAUUUUAACGUUUGUAUGAAUAUUUUUGAAGGCUGCUGGGAAUUUUUACACAAAAUUCUUUACCAAGGUUUAGUUGAACUGAACGGACUGGAGCUUUACCAGUGGUGGAUGAACAAGCUGAAGCUUAUUUUAUUAGCUUUUUGUGCUUUAAGUGAAUGUUAAUCUAUGCUGGAGAAAUUAAACAUUAUUUUCUUUUUAAAUAAUCUCUCAUCCCUGCUCGUAGACUCCGCUUCAGUCUGUCCAGAGGCUCAUGGGUUCUACCGGUGGAUAUAAUCUACACUUUAAGGAAGGCUGUGCCAUUUGUUGCUUUUAUGAACCAGAUCCCUUCACUGACCUGAGUGAGUCCUUUACAUGUUCCUGUUUAAUCCGUCCUACCCAGCAGUGCUGUAAGACCUGAAAGUCUGCAGUGUCAUAAUGACUCAGAUUUUAAUUUUCUUACCAGCUGUCAGUCGUCUAAAUUAGCUUGCUGCACUUUUAUUUAGACAAAAGUAGUGGUAGUGAUGUUUAUUUGACAUGGACACAGCAAUUACAUUGUACGAACCAGAUGCAUUGUUUAGUGUGUUAGCACACGUGCUAAUUUGCAACACUUAUCCAUAGAACCUUUCUAAAAAGUAGAGUACAUUUAAAUAAAAUACAAAGAGACCAACAAUAAAUCAAACAGAAAACAGAUUAAAAUUGCAAACAAUUUUCAAUAAAAAAGAAUAAAAAGAAUAAAACAAGGCAAUUUGAGCAGCAAUGUAAGACUUUAAAACUAUUAAAGUAAUGUUUGACGUCUUCUGUGCUGCGGUUGGUAAUUUGUAAAGAAACUAACAGAAUAUCUAAAGUUCAGAAGCCCUGCUUUCAUGAUUUGGUUUCAUCAUAAGACUAACAGACCUGUGAAGGGACGGGGUAUUUUUCUAUUUGGUUUUUUUCUGUUUUGUAAAUGAUGUUUGGCGUAUCUUUACAGAACCCUAUGUAAUGUAAAUGUCCUGUAGUCUAAUGUAAACUGUUGAUCUUGUACUGGCAUCCUGAAACAAAUAAAAUAAUUUUUAGCUUA